GCCCAGCUUGGCGUUUCGUGCCCUUUGGGCCGCCAUCUUCAACUACGUUCCCGAUUUCUCUGCGGUGGAGGGUCAGCGGCGCCUGGGGUCGCCCUCUGAUGGAUAACAUGGCAAGCCCAGAAAAAGAUAAUUACAGAAUGAAAAGUUAUAAAAACAAUGCCCUCAACCCCCAAGAAAUGCGAAGACGAAGAGAAGAGGAAGGCAUUCAGCUUCGGAAACAAAAAAGGGAAGAACAAUUAUUUAAACGUAGAAAUGUUUCUCUGCUGUCCAGUGAAGAGUCAAUGCAGGAGAGCCCAAUCCAGGAUCCUGAUGUAAGCUCUACUGUACCAAUUACAGAGGAAGAUGUGAUUACGUGUGACAUGGUUCAGAUGGUUUUCUCAGAUGAUCCUAGUCAACAACUUGCAGCAACCCAAAAGUUCAGAAAAUUACUUUCUAAAGAACCUAAUCCUCCAAUUGAUGAAGUUAUUCAAAAACCAGGAGUUGUGGAGAGAUUUGUCAAAUUUCUAGAAAAAAAUGAUAAUUGCACUCUUCAAUUUGAGGCAGCAUGGGCUCUUACAAAUAUAGCAUCUGGAACUUUCCUGCAUACCAAAGUGGUAAUUGAAACUGGAGCAGUCCCAAUUUUUAUUAAACUGUUGAAUUCUGAACAUGAAGAUGUCCAGGAGCAGGCAGUGUGGGCCCUUGGCAAUAUUGCCGGAGAUAAUGCAGAAUGCAGAGAUUAUGUAUUAAGCUGUGGAAUACUUCCUCCACUCUUACAACUCCUAACACAUUCUAACAGGCUCACAACUACCAGAAAUGCAGUCUGGGCACUUUCAAACCUCUGUAGAGGCAAAAAUCCACCUCCAGAUUUUAGCAAGGUUCGUCCUUGCUUAGGUGUUCUAUCAAGGCUGUUGUUUAGCAGUGACUCGGAUGUAUUAGCAGAUGCUUGCUGGGCCCUUUCUUACCUUUCCGAUGGACCGAAUGAUAAAAUACAAGCGGUUAUUGAUUCUGGGGUCUGCAGAAGAUUGGUAGAACUUCUGAUGCACAAUGACUACAAGGUCGUGUCGCCUGCAUUAAGAGCAGUGGGAAAUAUUGUGACUGGUGAUGAUAUUCAAACUCAGGUAAUUCUAAAUUGCUCUGCAUUACCCUGUCUCUUACAUUUGCUGAGUAGUCCCAAGGAAUCUAUUCGAAAAGAAGCAUGCUGGACAGUAUCUAACAUCACUGCAGGAAACAGAGCACAAAUUCAGGCUGUUAUAGAUGCAAAUAUAUUUCCAGUAUUGAUUGAAAUUCUUCAGAAAGCUGAAUUUCGUACUAUAAAGGAAGCAGCAUGGGCCAUUACUAAUGCAACAUCAGGAGGGACUCCUCAACAGAUUAGUUACUUAGUGGCAUUAGGUUGUACCAAACCUCUAUGUGAUCUUCUGACUGUGAUGGACUCUAAAAUAGUCCAGGUAGCCUUGAAUGGACUUGAAAACAUAUUGCGACAUGGAGAACAGGAAUCAAAGCAAAAUGGAAUUGGAGUGAAUCCUUACUGUGCCCGUAUAGAGGAAGCCUAUGGACUGGAUAAAAUUGAAAUCCUUCAAAGUCAUGAAAACCAAGAAAUCUACCAAAAGGCUUUUGAUCUCAUUGAACAUUAUUUUGGUGUGGAAGAGGAAGAUGCAAACAUUGUGCCCCAAGUGGAUGAAAGCGAGCAACAAUUUGUGUUCCAGCAACAGGAAGCCCCCAUGGAGGGGUUCCAGCUGUAACCCUUGGCUCAGAGGACAGGAGUGCUUUUGUGGUAGCCUUCAUUUGCUGCCCUGAGGGGGAACGUUUUGCUGAAGAAGAUAAAGGAGCAACUCAUGAACUCAACAUGUGCUUAUUUUUUCUCCUAUUGUGUGUUGCCAUUGUCUCGUUCCUAGAAAUACCAACCAUUCACAAGUUAAAAAAAUAAUAUUGCAUAGCUUGAAUUCUCACCUCAGAGCAGACAGCAGAUUCUGAGUUUUCAAGCAGUGGCUAAAAUUGCACCAUUAUCCAUAAACAGCUGUGAUAUUUUGGAUUUUGGCAGUGUGGUUUAUACGCCCAAGCUACACUAAAAUCUACCUCUAUUCCUUGGAGCAAAAAAGAUGUUUCAGAACUACAGACAUGAGCUCCUAGUAAAUGUUAAAUUUAGAAUGUGAAAAUUAUUUAUUUAAAUAGUGAAAAUAUAGUUUUGUGUGUGACACUUUGAGACAAACUGGUGAAAUAUAUUUAAAAACAACACUUCUAGGAGCACGUUGCUGGUUACAUACCAUAACAUUAAGCCUUAUGUCAAAAGUACAGUAUUUCUGCUGUUUGAAAAGAGGUAGCCGGUUUCAAUUUGUAGUUCAUCCGGACUUGUUCCUAGUUAUGUAAAGGAAGUUCCUUCAUCCUUUUAAUUUCUGUGGAAUUGCAAAAGUUGCCAGUGCUUGAACUAACUAUUACAGCUGAUUUUAUUAAUGACAGGUUGAUGACAUGAUGUGGAAAGCUUUAUCUGCUGAUAUUUGUCCAUUAAAUUGCUGGAGCUUUUUUUUCCUACCUACUAUGAACUUCUCAAUUAGAAAAGUAUGUUUAUAUUGUAAUGAUUAUUGUAAGGGAAUUUCUAUAGUUGCAUACUAGGAAUUCUGAACUGCAAUAUCCAUGUUUAACUUAAAAGCUACUAAAAUGUGUGAGGCUGCAACAUACCCUUUUAAAGAACAAAGUUAGAUUAUUUAUUUACACAGUGUAUUGUGUUUGACCAAAUAUAUGAAUGCAUUAUAAAACCCCUUUUUUAAAUGUUUGGCAAUUUUUCUAACUUAUUGAAAACAGAUCACCAAAAGUAUAUUUUCUAACAGAUCAACAGUAGCACUGGGAAAAACCAUUUUCCAAUUAAUUGAAGGAAAGCACUUGAAUAUACUAUUAUUUGUGACAACAUAUGUAAAAUAAGUUUAUAUAAUACUGGUUAAUUUUAUUUUACACUAGAAUGAACACUUGAGACCAUUUGUUUUAGGGUAUGAAUCUUAUAUGAAUUGGGAGAACUAUAGCCCAGUUCAAGUACUCUGAUAAUUUUGCUUAUCAGAAAUAUCUUGAUCUGUAUAAUACUUUUUAAAAAGUGAUGUAUAAUACCUACAAGCGAUUGCCUUUUUAAAAUACUGUGUAAAUUUCAAAUUCAUGUACUCAAAUUUUCAAAAAGGAGUUUGCAUUCAAUGAAAUACAUGUUCAUUCACGAACAUGUAUUUGAGUUAAAACACUGCUCUUUUUGUCAUAUAUUCAAGUUUUCCAAGAAUGAUCUGCCAAGGAAAAUAAGUCAUAAUUGGCCAUUGUGCCAUGCAUCUUAUGUCAUUGUUAUAGACACCCCUUUGUUUCAGUGCUAGAUCAAUAUUAGGAUUUUCGGAAUGAAGCUGUUUGAUUACUUAGUAGUUUUAAUCUGGGUCAGGAAUAAAUGGCUAAAGUGUUCAAUAUAGCUGCUUCCUGUAUUAACUCUACUGUCAUGGCCUGUGGAACUUGUUCUGUAUUUCCAUUGUAGUAGCUGACAUACAUACUUCUACUACGUACAAGAUUCACUGCAACAUGACCCAUAGCCUUCACAAAGGCAGUAUAACAACUAUAUUUACUCUCGAAGAAUUGUGGAAGUGCUGCUUGCCUUGGAAAAUAUAAGCUUAUUAGUUAAAAAUAGAUAUGUAUGAAUAGAGGAUCAUAACUGAGGAAGCCACCUCAUUUGGAAACUUGCUGGAAGUCCAGUGCAAGAUAUAAGAAGUCUACUUGAAAUCUGCAGCUAGACUUCCUAUAUCUAUUAGUGGAUAAUGGGAUAAUGGGAUUUGAGUAUUAGGGAACGUUUUAUAUUUGUAUCAUUCAUUCCAAGUACAGUUUAAAUUUGCCAAUUGAAAACUGAAUUUUAUCGGAAUUACUCUAGAAUGUUAAAAAAAAAGGGUGAUGACAGGGUAUAACCAUUGUUUGUUUGUUUGUUUGCAUUACACAAAUUACCAGUUGUGCCUGCUCUUAAUUUCCGAAUGAAUAAAUAAAUGCGCUCAUCAAAGCAUUUUUAUCUGAACAAAAAUCUAAGAUUACAUAUGAUUUAGAAAAAAACAUAAAUCUCAAAUGUAAAUUAACACAACUGUUUUGAAAGGAUAAUUUCAUCGUAUAAAUCAUGAGUAUGGUAAUUUCUGUAUAUUGCUGAAGACAUAAUUUUGACCUUAAUUUUGAUUGCUUAAGUAUUAGUAUUGGGUCAAAUUCUAUUACAAAUGAGAUUUUAAAAUGUUGCAUGAUUUAGAAACAUUUCAGGAAUUGGCCCUUUAAUAGACUUGAUAUCAACAGCAUCUGCAGGAUGUGUAGGAUUAGAGAAAAAAACAGUCCUAAAUAGAACAUCUUUGAACAAUUUAAAAAAUACUUCAGAUUUAAGAAUUCCUUCCUAAUUCAAAUUGACACAUUCUCAUGUAAUGGCCUGAAUUUGACAAGACUUUAAACUAUGCAACUAUGCCAAGUAUGUAUUUCAGAUACAAAAUAUAAUGUAUUUUACUCAAGCAGGUUUACAUUUAGAAAAUAGAUGGAUUAUGGUCUUAAAAGCAAACUACAAUUACUUAUUAUCUCAGUUGGAUUUAUUUGCUGACGCCUUAUUUACAUUUUGUUAUAUUAAUUAACUAAAAAUGUAUUUAGAAAAUGUGUAUUAUGAAACGGCUAAAAGAAUUGAGAUCUAUAAAAACACCACAUUUUUUAUUGUGUUUCGAAUGAUCAUCUGUAAUUUAUUGCAUCUUUGACAAACUACAGACUCAAUCUGCAAAUAUCAACAGUAUGCAAUAUUAGGGAAUGUUACUACUCAACACUACAAUGCAAAAUUAAUAAAUGUAUUUUACAUGAUA
Messenger RNA from Pantherophis guttatus, 4802 nucleotides. RefSeq names its product karyopherin subunit alpha 5 (gene KPNA5). The record is from RefSeq and is a predicted model, not a curated record. Gene Ontology annotation, biological process: protein import into nucleus. NCBI's taxonomy places the organism in Eukaryota, Metazoa, Chordata, Lepidosauria, Squamata, Colubridae. Gene Ontology annotation, molecular function: nuclear import signal receptor activity; protein binding. Gene Ontology annotation, cellular component: cytoplasm.